AUGGUUGUUUUUAGGCUUUUCCACCUACCUGCCAAAAAGAACGUUGAUACAGUCCUUGAAGAUUAUGCAAACUACAAGAAAUCGAGAGGAAACUCUGACAGCAAGGAGUUUGCUGUGAACGAGGUCGUCGCUGGUAUCCGCGAAUAUUUCAACGUCAUGCUAGGGACACAACUUCUCUAUAAAUUUGAAAGGCCGCAGUACGCAGACAUCCUGGCCAACCACCCCGACACGUCUAUGUCUCAGAUCUACGGCGCUCCUCAUCUACUAAGACUCUUUGUGAGAAUCGGAGCCAUGCUGGCAUACACUCCCCUGGAUGAGAAGAGCCUUGCGCUGCUGCUCAGUUAUCUACAAGAUUUUCUCAAGUAUCUUGUAAAGAACUCUGCGUCGCUCUUCAAUGCAAGUGACUAUGAAGUUGCCCCCCCAGAGUACCAUCGCAAGGCAGUUUAAGGUUUUUUUAAUUUCAUAAUCUGAAGCCUUUGUGAGUUUGGAGAUGACAUUCUUACCCGCUCGGAAGGAUGCGAUCUCACAAAAAGCCUUCAGAGAACGGAUUGUGCGAGAUCUGAUGAUUAUCAAGGAUGAAUCAGAGCAAGAUGUCACACUAAUCUUGGACAAAUUCAUUUUCUUUCAUGUGGAAAGCUGUUGAGUACUUUCUUCCUGUAUUGGUAUGUUUUUUAGUACCACUUUUUAGUUUCUAUGAUAUCCGUUUUUGCCCGGUGUUCACCAAGAUCUUUUGAAAAAGGAAUUUCAUCAUUUCAUUUUUUGUUUUUUUGUUUUUUUGUUUUGUUUCCUUUUUGGUUCAGAUGCUGGCUAAACUUGUGUUGUUGGCUGUCGUCAUUUUCUAAUAAAAGUCUUUCAUUCUCUCUGGUUUGAA
This is a messenger RNA of Scomber scombrus (Atlantic mackerel), 871 nucleotides long. RefSeq names its product mortality factor 4-like protein 1. Gene Ontology annotation, cellular component: NuA4 histone acetyltransferase complex; nucleus. The coding region runs from base 1 to 447 and encodes 148 amino acids. The record is from RefSeq and is a predicted model, not a curated record. The transcript has 5 exons. Gene Ontology annotation, biological process: chromatin organization; regulation of DNA-templated transcription. NCBI's taxonomy places the organism in Eukaryota, Metazoa, Chordata, Actinopteri, Scombriformes, Scombridae.